Molecule: messenger RNA, 12668 nt
Organism: Rhincodon typus (whale shark)
Lineage: Eukaryota; Metazoa; Chordata; Chondrichthyes; Orectolobiformes; Rhincodontidae
Product: DNA-binding protein RFX7-like
Exons: 9
Coding region: 510-4964 (1484 amino acids)
Biological process (GO): regulation of transcription by RNA polymerase II
Molecular function (GO): RNA polymerase II cis-regulatory region sequence-specific DNA binding; DNA-binding transcription factor activity, RNA polymerase II-specific
Source: RefSeq, a predicted model, not a curated record
CCCUGCCUAUCAUCCACUCCUCAAAAAAAAAACACGAAUAUCCUAGUUAUCGUUUCCCGGGGGGGGAAGAAGAAAAAAGGGAUAAUUUUAGUUUUACUUUAAUUUCACUGACAGGCGAAGGGAGCGCCUUCCGGCAGAGAGCGGGAUAAUGAUGCGCCAGAUACAGGGAGAGCACGGAGCUGGGGUCGGGGUCGAGUCGCUUUGCUGAAUAAUCCCAGGCGAGGGGCGCCUGGCAGCGGCCUGUAGAGCGGGGAGGAGGAGGAGGUGGAAAGGGGGGUGGGGGGGGCAAGGCGCUGCUCGCUCCCGCGGGGCCGUUAACAGCUUGCGGCCUAGUUGCCGUGCGUGUCUUUCCCCCCCCCACCCGCCGCCACCUUACCAACCCCCCACUUCUCCACCCCCAAGCCCAAAACCUAACCCCUCGCCCUCCCACUUUCACACGCUCAACACGCUCAACCUUCCCUUUCCUCCUCCUCCUUCCCCUUCCCCGCUGCCGCCGCACGACCAUCACCAUGGCAGAGGAGCAGCCACAGCCGGAGCCCGGGCAACAGCCUCGCAAACAAGAGGGCACCGGGGCUUUGCCGUCUCUGGUGCCUGGGCUGUCACAGUCGGAGGCGAGUGCACUGCAGCAGAAACUGAAAUACUUGAUCUGCAAAACUGUACAAUCAAAAGUGGACUGCAUUUUGCAAGAAGUGAUGAAGUUUACAGAUCUAGAAAAACUCUACCUCUACCUUCAGUUGCCUUCUGGUCCUAGUAAUGGAAUCAAAAGUAAUCCAAGCUCUUUAUCAUCCAGUCGUACACAACAAAUGCAUGCUUGUAACUGGAUCCGAAAUCAUUUGGAGGACCACCCAGAUACUUCACUGCCCAAACAAGAAGUCUAUGACGAAUACAAAGGCUAUUGUGACAAUCUUGGUUAUAACUCUUUAAGUGCAGCUGACUUUGGGAAGGUUAUGAGGAAUGUCUUUCCAAACAUGAAAGCUCGACGCCUAGGCACGAGAGGCAAAUCAAAAUAUUGCUAUAGUGGUCUGAGGAAAAAAGCUUUUGUUCACAUGCCAUCGCUACCAAGUCUGGAUUUUCACAAAACUGGAGAAGGGUCUGAAGGAUCACAUUCUGCAGACCACCUGCAGAGCAUUGAAGAAGAGGUCAGAUCUGCAGCUUGCAGUCUGGUAUGUGAGUGGGCCCAGAAAGUAUUAAUCCGAAAAUUUGAUUCAGUGACUGAUCUAGCUCGCUUCCUUGUUACCAGUCACUAUAUUGGCACAAAGUCUGUUGCUGCAUUGUCGGUGAUGGCAGGUGCAACUUCAGGAACAAAGCAACCUUCUGCUUUUGUGCCCAUGACUGAAAGCAAUUCCUUUCAGCCACAGGUAAAGACUUUGCUUUCCCCAUCAGUUGAUGCCAAACAACAGUUGCAACGUAAAAUUCAGCAAAAUACAUUGAAGAAACAGCAGGAACAAAAACUUCAAUCUCCACUACCAGGCGAGCAACAAGUAAAAAAACUAGAAGGUGCCACUGUUGGGCAAGUGUCCAACAUCCCAAAUGGAAGCCCUGCUCUUCUUUCUCCUCAACCUACCAUUGGCAUUGUGGUGGCAACUGUUCCCAGCCCUAUCCAAAUGCAAAGAAGCAGACAGAUGAUGACAUCACCGAGUCCAUUAGGUUCAUCAGAUAGCAAGGUCCUUCCUUUGAAUGUUCAAGUUGUUGCACAACACAUGCAGUCAGUCAAACAGCAGCAGAAGACUGUCCAGAAUGUUCCUGCCAGUCCACAUAAUGAUCGCUCAAGACCUCGUUAUCAUCAAAUUUUGCCUAAACCAGCCUCAACCAGCACACUUACCCUGAAUUCUCCAACAACAGUACUUUUGGCUGGAAGUCCAAUUAAAAGUGUUGUUUGUGGGACAUCCCACGCAAGCCCCUUGAAUAUGGUAAAGAUGGCAGCAAUAUCUCUCCCUCCUAACACUGGCACAUCUCCCAAACCUACAUCAUCAGCAAAUAACAAUACUGGAACAACAGACAAAUUGAAAACUACAACAUUGAGAGGUAGCUCAACUUCUUGUCUUCCUGCUGCAGGAUCCAAAACAAAUAACGUAACAACCACACCUACUGCCGAGGUAAUUAAAGCUGAACAUGAAGCAAUAUCAAGUGAUGAAAAGCAGAUUCAGUGCCAAGAGAAUUUAAGUCAAAUGAAGGAUCCUAAAAGAACAGUUGGCUACUCACCUUGUGAGCAGAAAAAUAAUAGUGAAGCUAUCGUGAAAGUGAAGCCAUCAAAUGGGAAAACAGCUAAUGAGAAGACAGCAAAAGUCUGUAAUAGUCAGAAAACUGAAGGAAGAAAGACCAAAAAUGAAGGGAAAUUUGUACAGCAUGAAAAUCUGACCAUUUCGAUAGCAGGAAAUAACCAAAAUGUUUUUUCUGUUUCCUCUACUUCAAAUUUCACAGACACCAGCAUUAGUGCAAAGUCCAUUACUGAUACUGCCAAGUCUCCUAAAGACAAUGGGCUGUGUCCAAAAAGUCCAAGAAAACGUUCUCCCUCAACUUCUGCAUUUGAACCACAGGUGCCUCCUGUGAAGAAAGCUAUGCUUUUAGAACGCACUAUAACUAGUGUAGAACAUCAGAAGGCCUGCCAUGGCACUGUAGUAAUGACAUCUCCAAAACCAACUGCAGAUUUACCAGUAAAAGGUGAGAAUGCAGCAGCAGUGGUUCAGGCACCUGGUAAAGUUACUGUUAAACUGAAUACAACGGGAAUAACCCGUAUAUUAGCAAAUCCUUCAUCUAAUAUUCAAGUAGUAACCUUAGAUUACUCACAGACUACUGCAGACCAAACAACUACCUUACAAGAAAACAAAACAACAGAUUUGGAAAUGGGUUCAUUCAAUUUGCAAGGAAACACAAGUACAAAACUGACCACCAGUCAUACUGACAUGCAGCAUAUCAAAAAGGAUCAGCAGUGUUUUGUGGCUGCAGAAAGACUACCAGUUUUAAAUGCUGAUGUCGUUGGAAAUUCAGGGACCACUGAUUAUCAGGUGUCUGAAUGGGAGCCAGGACAACAUAAUGGGUUGGAUCAACAGUCUUAUGAUCAGCAAAUGCACACUCAGAACCAGCUACAAAGUUCUACAUCAAUUCAGUUACAAGACCUAAAUCAAGCAACGCUAUCGAACCAGUUACCUCUGCAGGAUAACUUGAUGGAGCUUGCACCUUCAGGUUCACAAAACAAUGAAAACUACUUCCAGUUUGAUGAAGAUCUCACACAGGACAGUAUUGUAGAAGAAUUAGUAUUAUUUGAAGAGCAAAUGUCUAUGAAUGUUGGUUAUGGAACUGGUUUGGGAAUAUCUGCUCAUUCCACAAUAGGUCAAGGUACAGUACUGUCAUCUCAUCAAGCUGGACAAUUCUAUCAUCCAAUCCAUAGCAGUGGCACUCCAACCCCAACUCCUACACCAACACCAACACCAACUCCUACACCCAAUCCAACACCUACGUCAGAGAUGAUUGGCUCUCAAACUUGUUCAAGUCCAAGUUCUAGAAUGGCUCAAACAACGCCUGUAGAUAGUGCGCUUGGCAGCAGUAGGCAUACACCAAUUGGCACUCCCCAUUCGAAUUGUAGCAGUAGUGUGCCUCCUAGCCCUGUUGAAUGCAGAAACCCUUUUGCUUUUACUCCCAUAAGCUCCAGUAUGGCAUACCAGGAUGCUAGUGUUAUUUCUAGCAGUCCUGUUAAACCAAUGCAGAGACCCAUGGCCACUCACCCAGACAAGACAAAAAUUGAAUGGAUGAAUAAUGGAUACAACACUGGAGUAGGCAACUCCACAGUUUCUAACAAUGGUGUUGGUAUUCUGUCCAGCUAUCAGGAACUGACUGAGGACCACUUUAGAAAGCCACAUGCCUUUGCUGUUCCUGGACAAACAAUGCAGUCAUAUCACCAUAAUGCCAUGCAGUUACAAUCCAGACAUCAUGAUGCUCAGUUGGGUCGUUUGACUCCAGUUUCGCCUGUACCACACCAGGCAGCUUCAGUGGCUAAUGGCAAUAAGCAGGAGGGUUUUGCAGUUCCAGCACCACUUGAUAACAAAGGAAUGCAUUCAUUAAUCAGUAACUUUAGGUGUCGCAGUGUCAGUCCUGCUGUUCAUCGUCAGCGUAAUCUUAGUGGAAGUACUUUAACUCCUGUGAAUAACUUGCCAAGAACAAGUUUGGCAUCUUUUGGAAGCCCAGUAACACCUGAAGUUCAUAACACCUUUGGUAAAAGUCUUUCAGAUAACAGUGCCAACAGUAUGGCUCAACGAAGCCAAUCUGUCCCUUUGUCUGUUAUGAUGCAGACUCCUUUCCCAUCUUACCAGAAGCAAACCAACACUAAGAAAAUUACAAAUGUGUUGUUAAACAAACUUGAUUCAGACAGUGAUGAUGCAGUCAGAGGUCUAGGAAUAAACAAUCUGCCCUCCAAUUAUACAGCAAGGAUGAAUCUUACUCAAAUAUUGGAGACAACAUCUAAUUGUGGUAGUGCCAACCAGCAACCAAUGAUUAGUUCAAGCACUUCUGUCUUUGAAUUCCAGAAGCCUAGUUACCUCAUAAAACACACCGAUAAUGAUCAGUUGGGUUAUAUUUCUGAGGAUAAUCAAGCACAAACAGAAGCCAGAGAGCAAUCAUUGGAUUUCAACAAUACAGUCAAAGACUUUCUGGCUGAAGAUAGCCUACAACCAAACCAGCAAAUGGUUGGUCAAGUAACAUCAGAUCUCAACGUUGCCUCUGAUUUCUCCAGUGAUCUCAGGUUGUCCACGGAGUUUUCAGGCAGCAUAAAUGAUUUGAGCACUUUAGAUACAAAUCUGCUGUUUGACCCAAGUAAACAACAGGGACAAGAUGUUGAUACUACACUGGAGGAAUUGAAUGAUGAUGCAGUGUUCCAGCAAAUCUGUAAUGAGUCCAUGAGUUCCAUGCAGUCUUCAGGUUUUGACUGGAUGGAAAGUAAAGAUCAUCCUGCGGUUGAAAUGUUAGGUUAAAUCAAAGAGUACAGUUUAACAUAUAGCACACCCUUAAUUUUUUGACACAUCCUAUUUGGCCUAAUAGAUGUGCCUGCCUUAAGAGAAACAAUUUUUCCUUUCUAAAAAAAAAAUGGUGUUACAGGAGAAAACCAACUACUUUUACAUACUUGGCGUUCAAUAAUCUUGUGUCCAUAAUUUUAUUUUAGGUGCCAGUAUUUGAUAUCUUCCAGUAUGUAUGUUAUCCCAUAAGCAAGUGGGUUUGUUUAUAAGCUAAUCUGUCUCAGGUAGAUUGCUCUUGUAAAAUGUAAAUGCAGUUAGUCUUUUUAAGAUCAAUGGUGAGAUUAAAUCUUAUUCAGUUUAGGUCAGUUUAUCUUGUGUACAGAAACAUUUUAACUCAUUGCCCUUCUGACUUUUUAUUAUUCAGUAUACGAUUUUGUUGACUAUAAUUUCAAUCCAGCAUCUCUUUUUAAAAAGAAUAAUCAUAGUGUGAAAUAUAGUUACUAUUGCCCUGCACAUUAAGUUAAUCCAUUUGGUUUACUUUGUGUUUUCUACUGAAAUUUCCAUAACUGUCUUGAAAGAAACUGUUUAUAUAUGGGUAUCAAAGUCUCCUUUUGUUUUUGUUCUCUGCUUAAUUUUACUCAUUGGUGGCAUCUGGAAGGUAACAUAAUGUACAAGAAGAAUGCAGUUCUCAGUGACAAAAAAGGAGACCAGGGGAUACAUUGCUAAUUCAUGAGAUCGCUCAAACAACAAAAGUGGAUCACAGAAUUCCAGGUUGCCUUAAUUGACUUGGCAUUUUGAGUUAUGUGAUAAAGUUAGGUACAUUUCCUCAGUUGUCAGCAGCGUAAAUUUAUCUUUUAACAUGGAAUAUUCAAACCCUUAAAUUUGGCAAUUUAGACAUGACAGCAUAUGCAUCAAGUAUUUUAUCCCUUUGUGAUAUUCCUAUUGGACUUAUUAACUUGUUUUUGAUACAUUCCUCUGCAGUAUUUUAAUGGCAGUGUUAAACCCAUUUAUAUUAAACACGUAAGCAACUAUGUUAAAAUAGUGCAUACAGAAAUUGAACACAAACUCAUUAACAAGUGCACUAAAAAUAAUGCUUUAAACUCCUUGCACCUUUUACUGAGAGUCUAAAUUAUACAGCAAGUCAAUGGGGAAUUCUUUAAAAAAAACAUAUUUCUUUGUUUUAACAAUAUGCUGUAAUAAGAACUUUAAAUAGAAAGCUUUCACCUAGAAAAUGAUGUUCAUCAUGUGCCCGAAAGAAAGGGAAGAUGCAUCAAAAUACAUGAAUGUUAAAACAUUGAAAAGAACAGAAAACUAAGAAGUUGCAGGUAUUUUUCUGUCCUAAAAGGAUGAAAUUAUACUUUACUGGACAGUAUCUCACAGUACAGCAGGAUUGAGUGAAACGAUUUGACAGUGGAAUAUUGGUGAAUAAACUCAAAAGAAAUUCACUACAUCCAAAAAGAAAUUGGCUUGAAUUUGUCUCUGGUAUAAUUUAUCUACUUUGUCUCCCCCUUGAGAGUAUAUCUUUAUCAAAAUCCACAAGUUUUUCUGAUUGUGCUUCAGGUAAAUAUAAAAUUGAAUAUGAUCCUGAAAUAUACAUUUUUACAAAGUAGAGAUUCGAAGAAUUUUGAUCUGAACAGAAGCAAUACAGAAAUAGGGAACUCAGUUGAGCAUAUUGAGGAUAAACACCAAUGCAGACAUUUUGAUUUGAGUGCCAUAUUUCUGUAUUGCAGGUUUUGUCUAAUUCAUUGUAAAGCUUGGACUACCCCUUCAAAAACAAUGGUGCAAAGAUAAUCUGUAAUACUUUUUAAAAGGGCAAAGGAUAAAUAUUUGAACAAGAAUUAUUAAGAAGUGAAGAAUGUUGGGGAAAUUAUGCUAAGUGGAUAACUCCUUCAUACACAUUACUUGGGCACAAACGUCGUCUGAUGAAAUAAAUUGUUUUGCUUUUACCAUUGUCUACAUCUCUGAAGUAGAUGGCAGAAAAUUGAACAGGGUUCUGAAUGCAACUUGGUCUUUUUGCUGCAAGUAGUUGUGUAUGUUUCAAUAUUUCCCCUUCUUAACUGGGAAUGAUUAAAAGCAUAAACAAUUUGUAUCUUAAACCUUUUUGAAUUGUAAAGUUCUACAUCACAUUGCAUUAAUCUUUGGAGCAUUCACUGGAACUUCUAAAUUUUUAGGAAAGAGAAUUGAGUUUGACUGCUUUACCUCCCAGUUGAACAGCCGUCUAAAAUCCAAAUUUUCACCUGAAGAAUAUCAAUUUAUUUCAGAUAACCUGAGAGCUUCAUACAUCAUGGAAUUGUAAAUAGAUAUGAAGUCACAUUAAAAAGAAAUAGGAUGGGGAUUUGAUUGGAAAAUUAGAAUGGUUAAGAAAAACUACGACAAAUUGUGUAAUAAAUUUAUGUAAUUUGACCCAGUAUAUAGUGUAAUAACUUGUCUAAUGAUAUGUAUUUCCCAAUAUAUAAAUUAUCGAUCAUCUCAUUCAGUAGCUAAGCACUUUAAACAAAUGAUCAGCAAACUGUAAAACAAUUUUUAAGCAACACCAAGUUUUAUUUCCAAAUAUUAAGCCUCUAAAUAUUCCAUGAAAAAUUGGAAAUUUGGAAAAAGAAACACUUUGCUAGAACUCUAGCUUCGAUGAAAUAAAUAUUUUGAAUUUAAUGUUAUGGAGCCACCUUGAUUGUUUUGUGACAAAUGCCUGUACAAAUUUUAAUGAUUCCCAGUAAUUGUCACUUUCGCAAAAUUCACAGUUUAGUAAUUGUUCUAGGAUUUAAUGGACACUUGGAGUUGUAAUGUUUCCUGAACUGUUCUGUUGCAAUUUAUAAAAUUUGCUUUUAUUUAAAUUUUAAUGAUUCUGCCAGUUUGCACAGUGGUGAGGUACUUAAUCCAUUUCCCUAAAAUGUAGCAGAACCUUUUGACUACCUAAUGUGUGUAACAAUGGUUAUGAAAAACCUAUAUUCCAUUUUAAUUGUUAUGACUAAAUGUAUGCAUAAUAAUGAAAAUAAGAAUUUGGUAACACAAAUUGAAUAUUAAGUUGCAUCUCAGUUACAGUUGAUCCACAUACAUAAAAUAUAUUUCAAUUUAACAGUUCUCCACAAACUGAAAUUUUGAUUACAGGAUUGCUAGUCUGUGGCACCAAAUAUUUUUUGUUAUUUACUUCAAUAACAUUCUAAACCAUCAGAAUUUUAUUCUAGUUGUAUAAACAUUUUUAACCUUGCACGUUAAUUUGGGGGAUACGAAAUUGAAAACAUAAUCUCUGCAAUGAGCAGUAAUACAAAUGUGUAUCCCUUUGAUAACAAGUUCUAGCCAUCCAAAAUUUAUCCCAUUGGACAAGUAGAAUUCAGAUGUUAAAAAUCAACUUCAAAAUAUGGGCUUCUGUUGAAAAUCCCUGUUUGAACUUUAGUGCAGUUCAGUUUAUGCACCUGUGUGGCCACAGGAUGGUGCUGUACUCCAAUGUACGCUUUUUUAAACAUAACCGAGUACUCUGGAGCAACUCGACAUAUCUAGUAGCAUCUGUGGAGAGAAAUUUUCUCAACAUAGAUCCUGCUGUAUCUCCAACACCCUGCUUCUGUUUCAGAUCUCCAGCAUCCACAGUUCUUUGUUUUUUAUUUUUUUAAAUUAAUUUAAACUUCAUUUUAAAUUAAUUUUAAAUGUUGAUGUUUCUGCCCCAGGUGAAGCUGUUUGAGUAACUCUUUGCCCCUUCCUGAUUUAUAGCAAAUCAUCAAAUACAGUCAGUAAUUUCAAAUUGUUAAAUCAGAACUUAAACUGAAUUUUGUCUGCUUGCUUAAUGAUAGUUAAAGGAAAUAUUAAAUAAUUUUUGAAGAUGGUAGUGUGACACUAAGUGAUAUCUGGUUUUGUAAGGCAAUUGGUAUUAUCAUGAAAUUAGAUUUUUUUGACUUUUGACUUCCUUUUGUUUCCCAAUUUCGUUUGAAACUGCUGUGUUGUGUUUGAUGAUGGAAUGAAAGGCACAUUCCUCCUUUUUUAGCUAAAUAUUUUCAAACAGCCACUUGAAAACAGUUUAUUUCUGUUCUAGAUCAAUUGUUAUUAUUGCUAUGGUCAUUUGUCAAUCAUGAAGAAUGCAACCACAGAGAUCAGAAAUAAUGGCAGUGAAGAAAUGUAUCAAUCUUGCAGUGAAUUUCAGACUUACACCUAUAGAAGCUGAGAAACAAGCCUGCGGAAGUAGAUGUGUAGUACAGGAGUCUUAACCCUUUCUGUUUUUCAUUGUGUUCAGUGUGACUUAAUUGUAUUUCUAACACUCGAACAAAUAAUGUUCUGCAUAACACCUGUUCAGUUCUGUAGCUAUACUUCAGAAUCAUGAUUCAACAAAAUAUAUGUUUAAAUAAUUGAAGUUAUGUGAUUGAAUUUUAUAUAUAAUGACUAAUUUUCCCUCUUUCUUAUCAUUGUCCAAAUCUUUGCCACCUCCCUUCCCAGACCUCCUUCCAAACCAAAAAACGUAGCAAAGGUGGCAUCAGUGUUUUGCUUCCUUUUCUUAAUAACAAGGUUGAGAACAAAGAGAUUAAAAUUUACAAACAAGCCUGUAGUCUACUGUUUGAAAGCACAAGUACGGAAUCUGAAAUGUUUUUACAUUUUACCCAUCAUAUUAUUUCUACUGUUUCUGAAAAGAAAAAAUCUUGUCAAUGUUACUUCAUUUUUUGCAAUGAUGGAUUGGAACAAACCUUAGAUACUUGACUCACGGUUGCUGUCACUGGAUCAACAUAUUUUCCUUCUGUUGCUUUCUGUUUUCUGACUGAAUUCUGAAGCCUUUUUUGGCUUGGUUAUACCAAUAACUUACUUUUGAAGCCUAUUAUCGUUUUCCUCAGCCUCUAGAUUAUCUAUAUUUCAGAUAGGCAUUGGACUUCAAAAUUAAUAUUAAUUACAUUGCAUGGGUCAACAAUAGCUGUUUUAGUUCUGCUAUUUGUUUAAUCUUGAGUCAAAAGUUUAAUAGACAAAUAGCUUGAGAAUACAUCAAAUAUUUGAAUGAUCCCAAUUUCAAGUUUUGAAUUUCAAUAAUGUAUACACAAAACCAAAACCUAUGGUUUACUGUUGAUAUAUAUGUUUCUUUGAAAUUCGAACAGAAUUGUUGACAAUUGUUUUAAGCAAGUUAAUACUUUGAUAAAACAGGUGACUAGAAUGGCACUCAAAAAUGUUUGUGUAUUUGUAAAGUUGGACAUUGCACAACCAUGUCUCAGCUGUAAUCUUACUAAUAUUUACAAAAAACUAUUCAUAAAUAUAAUUCAAUUGUAAAAGAAAAUGCUUUGUAACCAAUUAACCAAGUUGAGCACAGAUAUAUUCCAUACAGUGUGGUUUUUGUUAUUGUUCACACCUCCCAAAGUAUUUUUCCCAUAUCAUUGUGUUGUAAAAAGAGGAAUUCAGGAAUGACAUGCAAUUCCUGAACAUAACCAAAAAAAUCUUUUCUUGCUAAAAGGGACAGACGAGUUUAAAAAAGAAUAAUGGAAAUCUUAUUCAUGCAGUCAAAAUUUGUGUCCCUACAUAGUUGAUGCAGCAAUUAUUUCCAUUCAAUAAUGGAAGAAUCGCCUCCUGUGCACUUUCUGACAUUCUCCCAAGCAAUUUGGUUCCAUCCAGUGUAGUUGGUCUUUGAUCAGAACUUUAAUGAUUUUUAUUCAGCAUACAAAUGAUAACUUCUGCUAGAAUUAAGCUUGUUUUGACUUGUUAUUUUAUACUAAAAGAUCAAUAAUAUCCCUAUUUUUGGAUGUGUUCAAGCUUAUUUUAAUCUUUUGUGGAAAACACAGUUUUCUUCUAGGACCUGUGGUGUGUUUUUCUGAAAUGUGUAAUUUGAAGCAACAGGUAAAACCACCUGGAGAUGAUACCUUGGGUCCAGUAAUCACAGUAUUUGAAAUGGCCAGUGCAUUCUGUUCAAAUUAAAAUAGACCUCUAUUAUAAUUAAUGUAAUUAAGGAAAAAAUCCUUUACUAAAAGUUGAUUCAAUUGAUUGUUAUACUUUAAAUAAUGCAUCAAUGCAUUACUUUCAGGUAAUUGCAUGAAGUGGUUACAUGCAAUACCAGACUCUACUGUAUCACAAUGCAUGAUUUUUAAUUUUCUUCGGUUUUUAAAGGUAUUUAAAAUGUUUUCUAGGAAACUCCAAUUCUGCAUGUGUAGGGGUUAGCCAAUGGGCAAAUUGGGGAAAAAAACUUAACGAAAUUUUAAAAUGUUAAGUUCUGAUUUCCUGUAUCUCUUGUGUAACUGCAUUUUUUGGGAUAAUCAUUUCUUCUUUAAUGAAUACAUUAGUACAUAAAAAUAAUCAUUUUAGUAACCUGCCAUCAGUUAUAUCCUCCCAGGUUAACUUUUGGCUGAACAAUUUCUUCUGAUUCAUUGUUUCAGCGGCUCCGUCAAUAUUUUAACUCUACAGAUGUAUGAUUUCCUCGAGACGUUGAUAGUUGUAGUCCAGUAGACUGGAGCUGGCCAGUAGAGUACAGCUGAAUUUACUUGGUCUAGCUCAAUCAGUGCUGAAGUUAACACUGCACAACAAAAUAUCGCAGUAAAAAUUUUAAAUGUGUGAUUGCACCUUAAGUAUAAUUGGAAAUGUAUUUUAAAAUAGAUGUUCAUAUUCAAUUCUGAGUUCAGUGGACAUUUUGAUUAUCUUUUGCACUAGAUGCUUAAAGGGAGUUUCUGGCCUGGCACAUCUCUUAGGACAAAUGAUAACAGUCACAGGCAACAAAGCUUUCAUUUGAUAAGGUUUUAGGAAAUGAAUCAAUAUUCAAGAAGUGAAAUGUCAUCUGCAAAGUGACAGAUCUUGAUUGUUUUAUGUAGCAAUGUACAUUGAUCUCAAUGAGAUAAUUGUUUUACUUGAUUCUCUUGUAUGAGAAUAUUAAAACAGGAUGAAAAUUUAAAGUUCAGUUUGCUUCACUAUGUUAACAAAUGAUCACAGGUGUGCAUGCGUGUUGUUGGAUUAUAUUGUACAGUGCUAGGUAUAUUCCUGUAACCACUUUUUGCUGAAAUGAAUCUGGUUCUUUAACAGCCAGGAAUGCGCAGUUAUACAUAUUACAUGUUAUGUACCUUUUAGAAGUUUACUAACUCACCUAGAAGCAUUGUUGAAUAUGUUCAGUUUUAAGUUUUAUUCUGUUGAUUUUGAGAAUUAGUAUUUGGUAAAAUAUUGUGGAAGAAGUUCCUCCAGUAAUUUGCUAUACAUAUGCUUUUGCAAAGUAAUUGCCAUUAUGAAAAUGAGCUGAUGAGAAGGAACUGGUUUCAGCAGUUAUAACUAAUGCACAUCGUGAAGUUACAAUAAAUAGCAAACACCCACCCAACUCUACAUCACAAGGUAAUGCUUGCCUCUACCACAAUUUUAUUUAGUGUAGAAUGUUUUUUUUUUAAUGAUGUUUGUCUGUUGUACUGCUGGAGAAAAUCAGUGGUGCAAUAAUGUUGGAAUAGUAUUUCAGCUUAGUUUUUUUCUCAUUGAAAAUGCUCACAGACAUUGUUGAAGUUUUGUAAAUGGUUUCAAAACCAAUAAAAAAAAUUUUGUACUACAUUCUGGUCUUGAACAUAUGUACGCAUAUAUUGUGCUGUAUUUCUGAUAAUGUCAGAUCUACCUCCUGUUCUGGAUAUUAUUCAUUCGCACAUGGGCAAAUUCAUUGGAAAUACUAUUUAUGUAAGGGAUUAGUUAUUGACCUGAGAGUUGCAAAUUCUAAUGCUUUCAAUACCAACGGAAUCAAUUCCUUAAAAAGCAAAAUACUGUGGAUGUUGGAAAUAUGAAAUAAAAACAAAGUGCUGGAGAAACUCA